Molecule: messenger RNA, 5158 nt
Organism: Topomyia yanbarensis
Lineage: Eukaryota; Metazoa; Arthropoda; Insecta; Diptera; Culicidae
Gene: Syngr
Product: synaptogyrin
Exons: 4
Coding region: 321-1016 (231 amino acids)
Cellular component (GO): synaptic vesicle membrane; neuromuscular junction
Source: RefSeq, a predicted model, not a curated record
UACACGGGAGACUGAGUUUGUUCUGCUCUUGGAAAAGUGCUGUCAACUGCGAGUCAGUUAGGAUUUGCAAGUGCGUGGAAAAACAUUCCGAAGGCCACGGUUUCGUAAGCGUUCUCGUGAUCGUAUUCAAAGUCUUGGAAGGAAAAAAGUGUUUUCUCGGUCGAAUAUCUGUUUAGAGUGCACUAAAAAGAGCAUCAAUUGCGCGAAAAAAGCAGAAAAGUCUAGCACUCGAGUGUGAAUAGCGUUAAAGCAAGCUUUGCAUCAAUUUUCACCUGGGAAACAGUUCAUUAAAAGGCCUCAAAACGGAGCACAUAACGAAAAUGAUGGACUUCAGCGGUGGGGCCUACGGCGGAGGCAAAGCAGGCGGAGCAUUUGAUCCCAUCGGAUUUGUGAUGCGACCAACUGUGAUCCUGCGGGCAGUUUGUUGGCUUUUCGCGAUAAUCGUCUUUGGCUGCAUAUCGUCCGAAGGUUGGCGGGAAGAGAACGGUAAGGAAUAUUGCAUUAUCAAUCGGGAUACAAAUGCUUGUAACUACGCCGUCGGAAUCGGAGUGAUUGCUUUCCUGGCCUCCAUGGGAUUCAUUGCGGGCGAAUACCUGUUUGAGAAGAUGUCAUCGGUUAAAACGCGGAAACACUAUGUUCUAGGAGAUCUUGGAUUUUCUGCUUUGUGGACCUUCCUGUACUUUAUUGGCUUCUGCUAUUUGACCAAUGCGUGGGGCAAAGCGGAUGACCCGCCCAACGGUGAGGGCGUAAACAACGUGCAGGCUUCCAUCGUUUUUUCGUUCUUCUCGAUCUUCACCUGGGCCGGUUGCGCUUACUUUGCCUAUCUACGCUUCAAAGCCGGUGUGGAUCCGUCCUUCUCGUCGACGUACGAGUCGGAUCCGAAUGCGACAACGCAGUAUUCGGCCUAUCCGGUCGGUGGAGCUGAUAGUGAACAGUUCCAGUCGGCUCCGUUUGGUGGUCAGCAGCAGCAGCAGCAGCAGCAACCUGCUGGUGACUUCAAUGCUACGACCUAUUAAACAAACACACAACCAUCGCACCAUUUGCCCGUUGAACUUCAAUGGCAAAUCAGUAAUAUGAAGCAGAGCAAUCGAGAAGCUUGACAUUCGGCGUUAUGUAGAGAAGAGCGUAGACAUACAUUCCUCCCAGCUCAGCUACUAUUUUAUAAGUGGAAAUCCAAAGCUGCGCUGCAGUUUCAAACAGCGAUUAUGGCACUGCCGUUAUACAUGUAAUUGUCCCAUGUAUGUUAGGGAAUCUCACAGAAAAUGGAACGUAUAUCUGUAUAGCGGCAGUGUAUUCAAAACAACCAACCAACCAUCUAACUAGAUACAGUUAAUCGAGUAAAUAAGAUUUCCAACGCAUUCUGCAGAUACAUUUUGAAAUUGUCAUAUGUAGAUUGAUACAUAGCAGCUUUAAAAACAGACAUUUUCGGCCCAAAGAGACACAAUCUAUAGAGGGCUUUUGCCGCUGAUCGCAAUGGGCAGGCAUUUUGUUGCUCUUUCCUAUGAUAGGUCCAUUAGUUUGACAUUCAUUGCCCCGAGUACAAAUAUAGCGAAGUAAUGGGUUAUGAUACGCCGAAACGACCAGCAAAUGAAUGAGUACAACAUCGCAUUGCGCCCUCUAAUAGUUGUAAUCUCUUUUUAGCGGCCAGAUUUGAAAAUAAUGCAACACACCAAGGCCCAUACACACACAUUGUUACAUCUUACAUGCGUACAUACACCAACAAAACUACAUACACUGAUCGGAGCAAUGAGGUAAUAUAGCAAAACUAAAUAAACAACAAACCAAAAAGAAUAUUCAAGCAAAGAGAUUUAGAAAGUAUUGUUAGUUUACGAUAAAAAACUAAAUCCUUAUCCUUAAGCAAAAAGAAAAAAAAAGACAAAAGAAAAUAUAUCCUAUCGUACUUGAGGUAUGAUUUAUCAUGAUGAAAAUAUGGAAAAUAAAAAAGAAUCAUCAUAAAUAAACUACAGACUAGCUGUAAGAAUCCGACAGAUGAGACAAAUGAGGAGUCGCAAUCACGUCGGUGAAGCGCGUGCACGCUCUAAUCGGUAAUCAUUUUCUAGAAAAAGCGUUUGUUCUUGUGAUUCUUGGGAGCCCGUGACAGCGAUCACAGCAAGCCGGGUGUUAGACAUUCUAAAUAAAAAAAAGAAAAAACAAUUGCGGGAAAAGAAAUGUUUUUUUUAUCAAGCAGCUUGGAAAUUGUAAGUGUGGUAGUACAACAAGAGCCAACAAACAUAAUAGUGGUAGUCUAAAAUGUGCAAUCUGUUUGAUGUUUCGAACCUAAUGGUUAACGGCUAGCAAGCUUAGCAGAUGGACGUGGUCUAAAUUUGCAAAUGAUGAUUGUACUAUUUGGAAUCAUGUUGUGCUAAUCGGUAGCGAUAUUAUCGGUCUAUCUGUUUUAGUCAUUCGCUGAAUUAUGUGCUGCAAUAAAACGUUAUCGAAAACACUGCUACCUGAAUUGAUGAUCCGCUUAGCAAUCUGAACACAGACGAGAUCAUUAUUUUAUUUAGUUUAGUUUUUAGCUUGCUUGGAUGUUAUGUAAGUUAUCAUUGUCAGCGAGAGUUUCAAAAAAUAUUGAAGUCGCAAUAGUUAUAUCCAAUAAGUGACUCUUCAGUAGAAAUCGGCCAGAGAACUUAUUAUUCAUCGAUAUUUACAAAAUAGUCAAUAUUUUUGGAACUAAAAUUUUGUGCAUGGUUACCUAGAAUCGAAGGGAAUGGCAGCAUCACAUUGUGAACGAAUUCCCGAUGAAACUUGUGGCGUGUUUGCUUGAAGCGAAACUGAGCUAGGUCCGAGCUCCAACUGUUUUCAAAAUGUAGGAACUGGCAGCUCGAUAGUUAAAUUGUUUACAAACAAUGUAGAAAGAAGCGUGGAGUUGGGACAAGGCAAUCGACAUUUUACGAUAUACACAGCUAGAACAAACUUUGCCGAAAAAACUGUGUAAACAUUUAAAUGAAAAUACGUUGAAAAUCACCAUCGCAUACAGGUUCGCAUACGUGCAUCACUAUUGUAUCCAAGUUUGCAUACAAGUCCCGUAUAGCGAUUGCUGGCCGAUCGAAGCGCCGACCAGUGGCAAGUUGCUACUUGCUGUUGUCAUUUCAAAGCGACAGUUUAAUUUCUUACACAAGUUGAAAACUUUACUUGUAUGUCAGUUCUCAGUGCUUUUAGUACCUUGAGUCAUACUUCAUAAUGAUAUUGUUGCUUGAUAGACAUAAACAAUACACUUUUGCUCAACUCGUCAGAUUUUUUCUCCAUCGAUAAAGAAGACAGCAUCAGCCAGACUAUUUUCCACGAAUACUCCCUUCAGUAAAACAUAAUUCAAUAAGUAAUCACAUUGAAUGAAGUUGAAGAAAUUAGUAAGCUAAGUCGAUUAAUACGGUGUCGAAACUUUUCCACACACGCAAAAUUAGUUUUUAAAAAGAUAUACCGACGCUUGACAAACAUGGUUUUAUUCUGAGCAAAGGUCUACACCUGCAUUAUCGACGGCAGAUUGUCAAUACUCGAUAAAUAAAUUUGCUGUCAUUCCUCUCGAUAGAGCUUAAAAUCUCGUGCACUGUUCGAAUUUAUUUUUUUAUCAUGCAUUUACCAGAGUAAGUAAACAGCAACCUAUGCUAGUCUUCAUUUAUUCAUUUUGCUUGUAAUAUCACAGAUCGACGCAUCAUCAACCUGGCAUGUAAAUGCCCGAAUCUCUAUGAAAACCAAUCCCAAAUAAGAGAUAACUUUAUCGAUCUUUCCACCACUUUCUCGAUUUGAGAGAUUUUAUCCCCGCCCGCAACAAAAAAUGUAACCAAUACAAAUCAAUGAAUCCCCCGACAUCGAUCCUUCACCUAUACAUAUGAAAGUUCCCACAGAAUAGAGUUACGAUGCUUCAAAACAUUCCAUUGAAUCAUACUGAGCCCAUAAUCAUCGUAGGAAAGAAAGACUCUUAUGAACACCACUCCAUAUGAAACAGACUUAACGACAAAACUAAAACCUUCCCGUUUUCUGUCAACAGUGAUUGAAUUACCGGUAACAACUAGUAGUUAACGGAACCAACUGACAGUGCAACACCGCUAAACUAGGGUUUUCUUUGCCAGAUGAAAUACUUUUUUCAGUUUUUGGAAUCGCACGAAACAAAAAGUUAAUAUCUGAAUAUAUGAAGAUGAAAAUAAUCUAUUGGAAUAAAAUGAAAUGUUAUUAAUAUACACUGUGCAUUAUUUAUAGUGAAAUCAGAGUUUAAUAUUGAAAAAAAAGAUUGAAGAUAGUAUAGAAAGAGGCAAAAUUCAAAAGGAUUGUUGAAAAUUUCAUCUUCUUUCGCUAUGACCGUAGAAAAAAAGUUCACAGUUUAGGUUUUUAUUAUUUGCACAAUAACAUCGCGGAAAUUUCUCAAUACAUUUUGAAACGAUUGUGUUACCACCUGUGUGAUUCGAAGGAAAUUGGUCAACUUUUUUCUUUCUUUCUGGCGGUCCUACAAUUGAAAGACCACCACCACCACCUUGAAGCAAUAGUCAUUCCAAAAUUUCAUUCUACCAAAUCCUAUCAUCAUAUGAUCGUAAAAUUUUCGAUUAUAUCAGUUCACCAUUACCAAGAAACGUAUCUAAAUAAGAAAAAAAAUCAACCGUAGAGAUAAAUGUGAUUUCGAACAGAUUUAAUCCCACAUGACAUUGUUAAAACCUAAAAAAGUGUAUACAAAACGUUUAGCCCAGCUGCGUUGUUGAGUGCGUUCAGUUGAUUUGGGGUAACCAAUAACAAACAACAACAACAACAAAAAUCGGAUUUCAGCAUCAUCAACCGCGUUGCGUUGGUCGAGCAGUACCUACACCCCUACUACUAAUAGAGAAACAAAAACGAGAAUGAACAUUAGUACCAAGUAGUAAACAAGUACAUAAAAUUAAUCGUGAAAAAGAAUACAAAACAAAACAAAAUAUUGUAUAACAAAACCAAAUAAUGGGCGAUCAUCAUUGUGUACUAUUGAUUAGCUUGUUUUUUAGUUUUAUAUAGUUACUUUUACUAAUAUAUAAAAUAUAUAUAUUUAGAAAACGCAAAGUGGUCAUCGUGUCCUUUCGCGCUAAAACGAAAAGGAAUCGGAGGACGAACCUUGGUGCAGUGUCACGGUGCGAAUCGAGGGAGGCAAAACCAAAAACCAAAUGAAUUAUGUUAAUAAAAAUACUUUAGGAAAAAUGUA